Panicum virgatum (switchgrass) is the source of this 1008-nucleotide messenger RNA. Its product is annotated as heme-binding-like protein At3g10130, chloroplastic. The record is from RefSeq and is a predicted model, not a curated record. NCBI's taxonomy places the organism in Eukaryota, Viridiplantae, Streptophyta, Magnoliopsida, Poales, Poaceae. Bases 136 to 798 code for a protein of 220 amino acids. The transcript has a single exon.
CCAAGGCAGCAGGCGCCAGCGCCACUCAUCACACACGCACCCAAAGAGCCCGACCGCUCAAGGACCAUCCUCUGAACCCGCGCCGCGCCGGUGCCUAGCUCCGGGCUCCGGCUCGCCCCCGGCCGACGAUCCGCCAUGGGGAUGGUGCUGGGCAGGAUCACGGUGGAGACGCCCAAGCACGAGGUCCUCCACGCCGGCGACGGCUACGAGGUCCGCAAGUACCCGCCCUGCGUCGCCGCGGAGUUCACCUACGACCCCAAGGAGUGGAACGGCGACGCCGACGGCGGGUUCACCGUCCUCGCCAACUACAUCGGCGCGCUCGGCAAGCCACAGAACACCAAGCCCGAGAAGAUCGCCAUGACAGCUCCCGUCAUCACCUCCGGCGGCGGCGGCGGCGAGGCGCCCUCCGAGAAGAUCGCCAUGACGGCGCCGGUCAUCACCGCCGCCGGCGCGGAGCCGGUCGCGAUGACCGCGCCCGUGAUCACGGACGGCCAGCAGGCGCCGGGCAAGGUGACAAUGCAGUUCCUGCUGCCGUCCAAGUACGCCAAGGCGGAGGAGGCGCCGCGGCCGACGGACGAGCGGGUGGUGAUCCGCGAGGUGCCGGAGAGGAAGUUCGGGGUGGUGAGGUUCAGCGGGGUGGCCGCGGACAAGACGGUGCGGGAGAAGGCGGACGGGCUCAGGGCCGCGCUGGAGAAGGACGGCUACACCAUCAAGGGCCCCUUCGUGCUCGCGAGGUACAACCCGCCGUUCACGCUCCCGCCGCUGCGCACCAACGAGGUCAUGAUCCCCGUCGAGUGACCCGGCCCACCGCGCCCGGCUACCGGCCGGCGGCUGGUCAGUGAUUCGAGUGUUCGACGUUUCAGGAGUAGCUUGUAUCUGUAUUUCGUUCGAACAUGCUGUCUUACUAGUCGAUCUUUUAAUUUUCUUGUGUAAUGAUUGUUAAAUAUGCUUAGAAGCGACGAAUAAUGGAUACUUGCUAAGGUUCUACAGUAUUUACUCUUCGAUCAA